AUGUUUGAUUAUGAAGAAAACGACGAAAGCGGUAAUCAAACGCCCCAAUCACAGUUCAAAACUGAUUUUUCCUUUGUGCUUGUGAACCAAGCUUUACAGUCUGUACGGGAGCGUUUCCAACAAACACAUGAUGUGGCUGUUGUAUUUUUAUUUCUAUUCAAUCAGAAAAGUCUCUUUCAAGCAUACAAAGGCAACACUCUUUUGCUAAAGGUCCAAAAUUUUCACAAUAAAAUGGGUGAUAUAGAUCCAUUUGAAAUGGAGAUAGAGUUGAAGGGAUUUAUUCAUUUAGCUUUGGAAAACGACGAAAAGCUCAAAACUGCAAUACAUUUUUUGAAUUAUAUCAACAACAAUUAUUGCCAGGAAGUGUAUCCCAAUGUCGCUAUUUUACUCUGUGUUUUGUUGAUUUGCGCUGUGACAGCAGUGACUGUUGAAAGAAGCUUCAGUAAAUUAAAACUUAUCAAAAAUUUCCAUCGCUCAACAAUGAUGCAAUACUGGCUUUCUUCUCUAGCCAUGCUCUCAAUAGAAAGCGCCUGUGUCCGGACAAUAAACUGUGACCACCUUAUUGAGGUCUUUGCAGACUCAAAAAUUUGUCAAAAGGAUUUAGUUUAA
Molecule: messenger RNA, 609 nt
Organism: Hydra vulgaris (swiftwater hydra)
Lineage: Eukaryota; Metazoa; Cnidaria; Hydrozoa; Anthoathecata; Hydridae
Molecular function (GO): protein dimerization activity
Source: RefSeq, a predicted model, not a curated record